This is a messenger RNA of Zasmidium cellare ATCC 36951, 339 nucleotides long. RefSeq lists its product as uncharacterized. Gene Ontology annotation, biological process: positive regulation of mitotic metaphase/anaphase transition. The transcript has a single exon. Gene Ontology annotation, cellular component: anaphase-promoting complex. Lineage: Eukaryota; Fungi; Ascomycota; Dothideomycetes; Mycosphaerellales; Mycosphaerellaceae. The coding region runs from base 1 to 339 and encodes 112 amino acids. The record is from RefSeq and is a predicted model, not a curated record.
AUGCAGUCAUAUCAGUCGCGCGAUUCCUCCUUCACCCACCUGCACCUCCACGCUGCCCACCAUGCCGAUCUGCUCGCGGACUUCACACGCAUCAAACUGCCCGCCGAGGAGAUCAAUGUCGCCGCCCAGCACCAGCCGAUCAACCCAGAUGAUGAGGACGAUGUAGUCCCGGAUCAGCACGCUGCAUUUGGCAUUCAGAGGGCGCAGAACAAGGCUCGUGAACCGGCGUGGAGGGAUCUUGGGUUGGAGAGGUUGAUGUCUGAGGGACCGCCCAAGAAGGAGGGACAGGCCAGUGCUGGUGCGCGUUGGGUGGGGAGUGCGAGUCAAGUGCUGAGAUGA